AUGAUUGAGUCGUCCUUGUACUCGAUUGUGUCGGACUAUGAGGAUUGGGAGUAUUUCAUUUGUAUGAUGAGUGCUCUAAAGGGGAGGAAGGGAAUCUUAUGUCUUGGAAUCAAGAGAAUCCAAUCAGACCAUUACUUUAGUGAUAUGUUAGCUGCUGAUGUGAAGAUUCAUGAGGAUUGGUGCUGCUUUGUGAAGCAUAUUUUCCGUGAACAAAAUUGUGCUGCAGAUGCUCUCGCUGUGAAGAGUUAUGAUUUUGCUCUUGGUCUCCAGGUGUUUCUGGAGGCUCCAGCUUUUCUUAGUGAUAUGUUAGCUACUGAUGUUUGA
Molecule: messenger RNA, 324 nt
Organism: Prunus armeniaca (apricot)
Lineage: Eukaryota; Viridiplantae; Streptophyta; Magnoliopsida; Rosales; Rosaceae
Source: the annotation of a GenBank genome assembly